AGAGAGAGGAUGGCUCCUGGAAAUGGCUCUUUCGUGACUGAAUUCAUUUUGGUGGGAUUAACAGACCAACCAGAUCUCCAGCUCCCUCUGUUCUUCCUGUUUCUAGUAAUGUAUAUGGUCACUGUGUUGGGAAAUUUGGGCUUGAUAAUCCUAAUUGGGCUGAAUUCACACCUCCACACCCCCAUGUACUUUUUCCUCUUUAAUUUGUCCUUCAUCGAUCUCUGUUAUUCUUCUGUAUUCACACCCAAAAUGCUGAUUAACUUCAUAUCAAAGAAGAAUAUUAUCUCCCACACGGGGUGCAUGACCCAGCUUUACUUUUUCAGUUUUUUUGGUAUCUCUGAGUGCUAUGUGCUGACAGCAAUGGCUUAUGAUCGGUAUGUGGCCAUCUGUCACCCACUUAUGUACAACAUUUCCAUGUCUCCUAAAGUGUGUUCCAGCAUUAUGCUUGGUUCACACCUCCUGGCAUCUUCUGGUGCCAUGGCUCUCCCUGGAUGCAUGCUAAGAUUGGCUUUCUGUGAUGCAAGUACCAUCAACCACUACUUCUGUGACAUUUUCCCUCUGCUCCAGCUCUCCUGCACCAGCACCUAUACCCCCGAGCUGGUAGCUUCCAUUAUAGCCAGAAUCGAUGUCACUGUGCCCAGUAUCACCAUACUUGUCACUUAUGGUUUCAUCCUCUCCAACAUCCUCCAUAUCAGCUCCAGGUCCAAAGCCUUCAGUACCUGCAGUUCCCAUAUAACUGCUGUUUCUCUCUUCUUUGGAGCAAUUGCAUUUAUGUAUCUCAAACCAUCUUCUUCUGUGUCUAUGGAUGAAGGAAAAAUCUCUUCUGUCUUUUACACCAAUACGGUUCCCUUGCUGAACCCCCUAAUUUACAGCUUGAGGAACAAAGACGUAAAACUUGCUCCGAGGAAAAUCCUGAGUAGGAAAACGUUUUGAUCAGAAAGCAUCUGUGUAGUGCAGCUAGUUACAGGACAGGGAGAUUCUGUGUGUUUAAUU
Camelus dromedarius (Arabian camel) is the source of this 993-nucleotide messenger RNA. RefSeq names its product olfactory receptor 8B3. Gene Ontology annotation, molecular function: G protein-coupled receptor activity; olfactory receptor activity; odorant binding. Lineage: Eukaryota; Metazoa; Chordata; Mammalia; Artiodactyla; Camelidae. The transcript has a single exon. The record is from RefSeq and is a predicted model, not a curated record. Gene Ontology annotation, biological process: G protein-coupled receptor signaling pathway; sensory perception of smell. Gene Ontology annotation, cellular component: membrane. Bases 10 to 933 code for a protein of 307 amino acids.